UCCUCAUUCCAGCAAGUUAUUCCUUUUCGGCACCACCCGUCUCUCUACCACCUAACAUGCCUCCUGACCUUCUCUCCCAUCUCAGCCACGCCAUCGGCGACGCCAUGCGCACCCUCGACACUGAGCGCACAAAGCUUCAGGCGCUUCAGCUUAAGCUUGAGCAGCACGGGACUCAUCCUGGGGUCAGGGAGCAUUCCGGUAAGUCUCGUGUGCUCCUCCUCGUCGGGCGUGAGGAUCCAGUCCGGGUGCGGGCCGUUCUGGCAGUGUUGGAGAAGGGGGAGGCCGGAGGUGUUGCGCUUUUUCUUGACGGGGCCGAAGGUGAUGUGCCGGGGUACGGAGAAUUCGUCGGGAAGGAAUAGUGGGUUGGCGGCGUGGAAGAAGUCCGCCGGAGGUGUUUGGCGCCGCCGAGAGCUGCUGGCCCGCCGGAGGUGCUGGCCAAAGCCCAAAUCGAGACUGCGGCCCCCACCGCCUCGCGGCGCGGAUGGCGUCGGCGUGCCGGAGACUGACUGCGGAGGGUAGAGGAGGCGGCUCUUUCGGCCGUAGACUUGCAU
Tricharina praecox is the source of this 551-nucleotide messenger RNA. RefSeq lists its product as uncharacterized. The transcript has a single exon. Lineage: Eukaryota; Fungi; Ascomycota; Pezizomycetes; Pezizales; Pyronemataceae. The annotation marks the transcript as partial. The record is from RefSeq and is a predicted model, not a curated record.